Esox lucius (northern pike) is the source of this 1731-nucleotide messenger RNA. Its product is annotated as hippocalcin-like protein 1. The transcript has 4 exons. NCBI's taxonomy places the organism in Eukaryota, Metazoa, Chordata, Actinopteri, Esociformes, Esocidae. Gene Ontology annotation, molecular function: calcium ion binding. The coding region runs from base 293 to 874 and encodes 193 amino acids. The record is from RefSeq and is a predicted model, not a curated record.
UCCUGUCUAGUGCUCCAGAAGUGUAACAUCAUUAGUUGUCUCUUAGCACUGGAGGAGAGGUGCUUUUGCCUGCAGGCUUGGAAUAGGGUCAGAUGAGACGACCAGGAUCCAGGUGCUCUCUGGCUUAGAGGAGACAGAGGACAACAGAGGAAGACAGAGCUCCACGUGAUUGCAUCAUCUGUCAACCCCGCAUCCAUUUCCUCCCAGUAAAAAGGAGUCAUCUGCAGAAACGUUUCUGUUGGAGGAGAGACAGAGAAAGGCCAAAGAGGCGAGAGGAGAGGUCGCUCCUGCAAUGGGCAAACAGAACAGCAAGCUACGGCCAGAGGUGCUGAAUGACCUGCGCGAGAAUACAGAGUUCACUGACUACGAGCUCCAGGAAUGGUACAAGGGCUUCCUAAAAGACUGCCCCACGGGACAUCUGACUGUGGAGGAGUUCAAGAAGAUCUACGCCAACUUCUUCCCAUACGGUGACGCCACCAAGUUUGCCGAGCACGUCUUCCGCACGUUUGACACCAAUGCAGACGGGACAAUAGACUUUCGGGAGUUCAUAAUUGCACUGAGCGUCACGUCGCGGGGCAAGCUGGAGCAGAAGCUCAAGUGGGCUUUCAGCAUGUAUGACCUGGAUGGGAACGGCUACAUCAGCCGCGCGGAGAUGCUAGAGAUCGUACAGGCCAUUUACAAAAUGUUAUCCUCGGUCAUGAAGAUGCCAGAUGACGAAUCCACUCCUGAGAAAAGGACAGACAAGAUCUUCAGACAGAUGGACUCAAACAAAGAUGGGAGACUGUCUCUGGAGGAAUUCAUCAAAGGUGCCAAGAGCGACCCGUCCAUAGUUCGACUACUGCAGUGUGACCCGAGCAGUGCCAGCCAGUUCUGAUCACACACACGGAUUCUAAAUAUUGCAAAUAUUAUAACCAGCGUUUCAAUGAUCAAUGGUUUUGUACUGUUAAGCUCCUGUUCAGUCCAUAGGGGAAUAUUUCCUGAAUGUAAUUUAACACUGUAUUUUUCUGUAAGUGUAAUUUGUGUCCAUGUUUUGAACGACAAGUAUGUUUUAGCAUAGGCCGCGUAGUCAUUUCAUUGAAAAUUAGCAACUAAGUAUUUACAUAAAGCCCCCUUGAUCCACACAGUCAGGAAUUUUCAAAUCCCUCACCAAAGUAGUAAGUUACGGCAAUGUAUCAAUACUGCCAGCAAAAACAAAAGCCAUGCCGAAAAACCAGAUCCUUAUCAUCUACAAACAUAUAUGAAGGCAAUUUGAAGACAAAUCUAAAACUCCCUGUGUCAAUAACAUUUUCAGGUUUGCAAAGUAAACACCUAUUAUUGGGACAAACGCCUUUGUUCCAAUAACCAAUAAGACAUUUCUCAGUUCGUUAGCAUAGCACAAGUGGGAGUAGCUCUUGUAUCUUGACUGUAGUGCAAAAAAUACAUGUAACUUACCAAAAGCACCAACAUUUAGUUUUUAAACCACAAGAGAAUAAAUAGUGACUAACCAGCAUUGCUGUGAGAUAUAUUUGCCAAAUACAACGUGCUUUUUAGCAUUGUCUGUAGAUUAUGUAUAGUUGUGUACAGUAGGUUCAACUAUACAUGCUCAAAAUGGUCCAUUUACAUUUUCCUAUAAAGGUUGUGUCAUGAAAUCCCUACAAUAUAAUUGGUGCCCUGCAGUGCUAUUUAUUUGUGGUAUUUAAAAAAUAAUAUUAAAAAUCAUUUUUACCAGAAGUUAGGUUUUAUAUCUACUAC